UUUCAUGGUAAGUAAUUCUUCUUCUUCUUCUUCUUCUCUCCUAGUAUUAAAUGCACACCCAUACGCCAUUACUCAUUCUUCGGUUCAAUCUCUCUUUUUCCGCUGACAAAAUUUGAGUCCUUUAAAAUGCCACCACUACUGUGAAGGUUUGAACUAACAAACAAAAGAACGAUACUCUCUUGUUGUACGAGUGUGCAAGAAGAUCCACUAUUUCAAAUUUGCUCAGUGAAGCCUGAAUUGAAACCAUCAUCAUCGUCAAAUUGGAGAGGCACAAAGAGAAAAGCAUGUCGUCGCUGAUGAGAAAAAGACUAGCUUGCUGCACAAAGGAAGCCAAAAUCAGCAUUGAUUUUGAUGAGCCAGAAAGGAUUAUGACAUAUAAUGGCCUUGAUAAUUGCAUUCCGGAUAAUCGAUCCUACGGAGAUGAAAGCAGAACUAGCAGAGGAGAUGGAUGUAUAACUGAUUCAUUCAAUGAUGAUGAUGACUCCAGCUCUUCAUCCAGCAAAGAUGCUUUUGGAUCAUUCUCAUCAAAAUGUUUUGCAAUGAAAAGAGAUGAACAAGAAUUGGAAGAGUGGGAAAUCGCAGAAAGUCCUCAACAUUUCUAUGUUAAAGAUAAGUCCGCUUUUGACGUGGCCAAUUGUUCAGAUGUAGAAGCCAUGAAAGAAAAGUUUGCAAAGCUGCUUCUAGGAGGUGAUGUUACAGGAGGAGCUAAAGGCCUCAACACAGCUUUGGCACUGUCUACUGCCAUCACAAACCUUGCAGUCACAGUUUUUGGUGAGUUGUGGAAGUUGGAACCUCUAUCUGAAGAGAGGAAGAGCAAAUGGCGACGAGAAAUGGGCUGGUUGUUGUCUCCUACCAAUUAUAUGGUUCAGUUAGUUCCCGCUAAGCAAAAUGGUGCCAACGGUGGAAUCUUUGAGAUAAUGACCCCAAAAGCUCGUGCAGACAUCCAAAUGAAUCUUCCAGCACUUCAGAAGUUGGACUCUAUGCUUAUUGAGGCACUAGACUCAAUGGUGCAAACUGAGUUUUGGUAUGCAGAGGAAGGAAGCCGGUCAGCAGGGAGGAACACAAGCGGACGGCAAAGCAGAAGAUGGUGGCUUCCAUCGCCCCGAGUACCAAGAAUGGGGCUAUCUGACAUUGAAAGAAAGAGGCUGCUUAAUCAGGGAAGGGUAGUACAGCAGAUAUUCAAGGCUGCCAAAGCUAUCAAUGAUAGUAUGUUGCUUGAAAUGCCCAUGCCAACAAUAAUUAAGGAUGCACUUCUGAAGUCUGGGAAGGCAAGCCUUGGAGAGGAACUGCACAAGGUUUUGAUGGCUGAAUCGAGUUCUGGAGAAGAAAUGCUUAAAGCUCUCAAUUUGAGUUCUGAACAUACUGCCCUAGAGACCAUUAAUAGAUUGGAAGCUGCUACAUUUUCAUGGAAAGAGAGAAUUAUACAAGAAAAUAGUGGAAAAUCCCCCGUUCGAACCUCGUGGUCUUUCAUGAAGGACCCUAUGGCAGGUAUAGAUAAGAUGGAACUAUUGUUGGAACGUGCAGAAACGCUUCUAAGUAUGCUUAAAGCAAGAUAUCCAAACCUUCCCCAAACAUUUCUGGAUGCUGCGAAAGUUCAAUUUGGCAAGGAUAUUGGGCAUUCCAUUUUAGAAGCAUACUCAAGAGUUCUUGGAAGUUUAGCCUUCAGCAUACUGUCUAGAAUAGCAGAUAUAUUGCAAGAGGAUUCUUUAAGCAAUCCCAAUACACCAAUUUCAGCAAGUUGCUCUCCUGGGAUAAAUCUUUAUGAAGCUUGGGUGGUUGGUUCGCGUGUCAGGCACUCGUUAAUCGAUAAGAUGAACAAGGUAGAUGGACAAUAUUGUGCUUCUAGUUGUGGCAGUACUUCUGACAUAGAAUUCUCAUCUACUCAUGCCAAUGCUAGUAACUCUGUACCCGCCAUGCCAAGCCGUGGUCGAUUGUGGUGCAUUGGUAGAGGCUAGUAAGAGUGUAUAUCCUCAAAAUUCCUCACAGUGGCUUUGAGUAGUUGGCUUUUGUAAAUGAUAAGUAUUGUUAGUGUUACCAUAUUAGCAGUAUGAAUAGAAGAAGCAAACUGACAGGUUUGCCUUACAGAUUUUGGGUGCUUUUGUUCCCUAGGAAUUUUGUGUCUUGUGCACAACAAUUCCAGUCGUAGAUUCUGAAUAUUGUAUAUCCUAGUUUCUUAAUGGCUAAGCUAACAAUUUGAAUAUUUAAAGAGGAAUGUUGGCAUACCUUUUCAUUUCAACAAACUAUUGUUGAUAAAAAAAAAUUGGACUCAACAAAA
Messenger RNA from Glycine soja, 2275 nucleotides. Its product is annotated as rop guanine nucleotide exchange factor 14-like. The transcript is spliced from 8 exons. The coding region runs from base 285 to 1955 and encodes 556 amino acids. NCBI's taxonomy places the organism in Eukaryota, Viridiplantae, Streptophyta, Magnoliopsida, Fabales, Fabaceae. Gene Ontology annotation, molecular function: guanyl-nucleotide exchange factor activity. The record is from RefSeq and is a predicted model, not a curated record.